Messenger RNA from Chrysochloris asiatica (Cape golden mole), 974 nucleotides. It is a transcript of the gene YIF1B, whose product is annotated as Yip1 interacting factor homolog B (S. cerevisiae). Gene Ontology annotation, biological process: endoplasmic reticulum to Golgi vesicle-mediated transport. The record is from RefSeq and is a predicted model, not a curated record. The transcript has 8 exons. Gene Ontology annotation, cellular component: endoplasmic reticulum membrane; endoplasmic reticulum-Golgi intermediate compartment; COPII-coated ER to Golgi transport vesicle. The coding region runs from base 27 to 974 and encodes 315 amino acids. NCBI's taxonomy places the organism in Eukaryota, Metazoa, Chordata, Mammalia, Afrosoricida, Chrysochloridae.
GGCGGCGGCGGCGGUAUCUGCCAAAGAUGCACCCGACAGGCCUGCCGGCGGCGGCGCCUACAGGAACGACCCGGCAGCGUAAGUGGCCCUCCAAGCGAAGGAUCCCCGCGUCCCAGCCAGGCAUGACUGACCCCCACCAGCUUUUCGAUGACACAAGUUCAGCCCAGAGUCGCGGCUAUGGAGCCCCUCGGGCCCCCAGUGGCCUGGGCUACCCUGCGGCCUCCGCUUCGCCCCAGGCUACCUUCCUGGCUGAUCCUAUGUCCAACAUGGCCAUGGCCUAUGGGAGCAGCCUGGCCGCCCAGGGCAAGGAGCUGGUGGAUAAGAAUAUCGACCGCUUCUUCCCCGUCACCAAGCUCAAGUAUUACUUUGCUGUGGACACUGUGUAUGUGGGCAAGAAACUGGGCCUGCUCAUCUUCCCCUACCUGCACCAGGAUUGGGAAGUGCAGUACCAGCAGGACACUCCGGUGGCCCCCCGCUUUGACAUCAAUGCUCCUGACCUCUACAUUCCAGCUAUGGCUUUCAUCACCUAUGUAUUGGUGGCUGGCCUUGCACUAGGGACCCAGGACAGGUUCUCCCCAGACCUUCUCGGGCUGCAGGCGAGCUCAGCGCUGGCCUGGCUGACCCUGGAGGUGUUGGCCAUCCUGCUCAGUCUCUACCUGGUGACCAUCAACACUGACCUCACUACCAUCGACCUGGUGGCCUUCUUGGGCUACAAAUACGUGGGGAUGAUCGGUGGGAUCCUCAUGGGCCUGCUCUUUGGGAAGAUUGGUUACUACCUUGUGCUUGGCUGGUGCUGCAUGUCUAUCUUCGUGUUCAUGAUCCGGACUCUGAGGCUGAAGAUCCUGGCCGAGGCGGCGGCUGAAGGAGUCCCAGUGCGCGGGGCGCGGAACCAGCUGCGUAUGUACCUGACCAUGGCCGUGGCCGCGACCCAGCCGCUGCUCAUGUACUGGCUCACCUUCCACCUGGUGCAGUGA